GCUGAGACGAGCCAAAUUGUGAAUGGACUGGAUCUGCAGGGACCGAUAUUUCUCCAUGAGCCACCGCAUCGCGUCGAGUUCUCAAAUAAUUCGGGAGGCCUCAUAGAGUGCUCCGGCCAUGGCAGUCCACCGCCAGAGGUGGAGUGGACACCCAUACCCCCCCAGCAGGAUAUGGUAUUCCAGCUAUCGAAUGGCAGCAUGAUGUUCUAUCCCUUCACCGCCGAAAAGUAUCGCCACGAGGUCCAUGCCACUGUCUACAGAUGCAAGCUCCGCAAUCUCGUGGGCACUGUCCUCAGUCGGGAGGUUCAUGUACGCGGCGUCGUCAACCAGAAGUACACGGUCCAGGUGCACGACGAGUACGUGAUGACGGGGAAUACGGCGGUGCUAAAGUGUCAGGUACCCAGCUACAUGUCGGAAUUUGUAAUGGUCACCGCCUGGGUGCAGGACACGGGCAUGCAUCUGUAUCCGAACACGGACAUCGGCGGCAAGUACACGGUGCUAUCGAACGGCGAGCUGUACAUAAAUAAUGCGGGGCCCAAUGAUGCGUACAAAACCUACACAUGCCGCACUGUAAAUAGACUGACAGGUGAAAUACAAAUUUCAACAUAUCCUGGCCGCAUUAUUGUAACGGAGCCCAAGGGCAUGGUACAGCCGCGCAUCAACGUGGAGAAGCAUUCGAUGCGGCAUGUUGUCCUUAAUGGCCAAACAACGUUGCCGUGCAUAGCUCAAGGACAUCCGGUGCCAACAUAUCGGUGGUUCAAGGAGGAGAACGAGCAGCUGCUGCCUCUGCAGCUCAGCGAACGCAUCACCAUCGUAUCCGCCGGAUUGCUGAAAAUCACCAAGGCACGUCUCGAGGAUAGUGGAAAAUAUUUGUGCUGGGUGAACAAUACGGCUGGCGAGGAGACCAUCCAAGUGUCGCUAACGGUGACAGCUCCUCUGACGGCCCAUCUGCAGCCACAGGUGCAGACGGUAGAUGUCGAUAAGGAUGCGCAAUUCCAAUGCAUUGUCUCUGGCCAUCCGGUGCACGAUGUGAACUGGUUGCACGAUGGCAAGCCCAUACUCAGGGACAAUCGUGUGGAGAUCCUCACCGAUCCGCCACGUUUGAUCAUCAAGAAGGUGCAGAAAGAGGAUCCUGGCAUGUAUCAGUGCUUCGUCUCCAAUGAAUGGGAACAAAUCCAAUCGACGGCCGAACUCCAGUUGGGCGAUGCUUCACCGGAACUACUUUAUUGGUUUUCGGAGCAGACGCUGCAGCCGGGACCGACGGUAUCAUUGAAGUGCGUUGCCACCGGAAAUCCACUGCCGCAAUUUACAUGGUCUCUGGACGGAUUUCCGAUUCCAGACAGCUCGCGCUUUUUAGUGGGUCAAUAUGUUACCAUCCACGACGAUGUCAUCAGCCACGUGAAUAUAUCAAAUGUCAAGGAGGAGGACGGCGGCGAGUAUACCUGCACGGCCCAGAAUGCCAUUGGCAAGGUCUCGCAUAGUGCAAAAGUGAACAUCUAUGGAUUGCCUUACAUACGCGAAAUGCCAAAAAUAACCGGGAUCUCUGGUUCUGAUUUGAUUGUUAAAUGUCCCGUGGCUGGUUAUCCCAUCGAUAAAAUACACUGGGAGCGAGAUGGCCAAACGUUGCCCAUAAAUCGCCGACAGCGUGCCUACAACAAUGGCACCUUAAUUAUCGAGCAACUGCAGCGCCUGGAGGAUGCGGGCACGUACACGUGCAUGGCACAGAACAAACAGAAGCAGACCUCGCGGCGCAACGUGGAGAUCCAAGUGCUGGUGCCACCGAAAAUUAUGCCCAUCCAGGCGAUGACGAACAUGCUGCGAGAGGGGAUGCGAGCGGCCAUCUCCUGCCAGAUCCUGGAGGGAGAUCUGCCCGUCAGCUUUCGCUGGGAGCGUAAUGGCAAGCCCCUGAUUGGAACAGGCAACGAGGUAUUUCGCCGUUUGGAUGAGUACUCUGCCAGCCUCGUCAUCGAGCACAUUACCUCGGAUCACUCCGGGAAUUACACAUGUAUCGCUGGCAAUGUGGCGGGCACCGAGCGCUUCACUGUGCCCCUGACCGUGAACGUGCCGCCCAAAUGGAUAUUGGAGCCAAAGGACUCGAGUGCCCAGGCGGGGGCUGAUGUCCUGCUGCACUGCCAGGCCUCUGGCUAUCCCAAGCCCACCAUCACCUGGAAGAAGGCCAUUGGACCAACGCCAGGCGAAUACAAGGACUUCCUGUACGAGCCCACCGUUCAGCUCUUCCCGAAUGGCACCAUCUACUUCAAGAAGAUCAGCAAAGAGUCGCAGGGGCACUUUCUGUGCGAGGCCAAGAACAACAUUGGCUCUGGCGUCAGCAAAGUAAUCUUUCUCAAAGUGAACGUGCCCGCUCACUUUCAAACGAAAACGAAACAAAUCUCGGUGGCCAAGGGCAAACAGGUCCAUGUGCAGUGCAAUGUGCAGGGCGACAAUCCCAUCGACUUCAAAUGGAAAAUCCAGGCAACGCAACAGUAUCUUGACGAGUCGCUGGAUUCACGCUACACAAUAAGAGAUCAAGUGCUCGACGAUGGCAUGGUCUCCGAAUUGGGCAUUUCGCACACAUAUCGCCAGGACACGGGCAUUUAUAUCUGUCAGGCGAGCAAUGCAUUCGGACAGGAUGAAAUGUCCAUUCAGCUCAUUGUCCAGGAGGUGCCCGAGCAGCCGAAGAAUCUUCGCAUCAACUCGCAGCAGUCGCGCAGUCUGCAGCUCACCUGGAGCCAGCCCUUCGCUGGCAACAGUCCCAUUGAGGAAUAUCACAUUUACUACAAGCAAAUAUCAGAUAUUUGGCAAAAUGCCGAACACAUCACCAUAACGGGUGCCCAGACGGUGGUCAACAUCCAGCAGCUGCGUCCCGCCAAGGCCUACCACAUACGCAUGUCGGCGGAGAACAAGCUGGGGGCCUCCGAGUUCUCCGAAGUGGUGCAGGUGACCACCCUGGAGGAGGUGCCUUCGGGGCCGCCGCUGGCCGUGCGAGCCGAGGCCAAGAGCUCCACCGAGAUCUCUGUCAGCUGGGAUGCACCUGAGCGGGAUCACUGGAACGGCAUCCUGCUCGGCUACUAUGUGGGCUACCAGAUGUCGCUCACGCCCGAGGACAAGGAGGUCAAUCCCACGCAGGGUUUCAGCUUCAAGACCGUGGAGGUGCGCUCCCAUUUCGGCGGCGAGACGGUCCUCAGCAACCUGAACAAGUUCACCCAGUACCAUGUGAUUGUCCAGGCCUACACCAGCCAGGGCAGUGGUCCUCCCAGCAAGGAAAUUGCCGUCCAAACAAUGGAGGACGUCCCCUCAUCGCCGCCAGAGUCGCCGCAGUGCGAUGUGCUCGGCUCCACAUCGAUUUACAUCACCUGGUCACCGCCGGACAUUGACGGACAAAAUGGCAAAAUCAAGGGCUACAAAGUGUUUUACAUAUCGAUCGAUGAGCUCUACGAGACCGAUCCGGAGGUUGUCAAGUCAACAAAUCAAUACGUCACCAUCGAGAAUCUGCGCAAAUACACAAACUACACGGUCUGGGUUUUGGCUUACACCAAAGUAGGCGAUGGCAUGAAAACCAAACCGUUUUAUUGCCGCACCCACGAGGAUGUGCCCUCCGCCCCGCAGGCAAUCAAGGCGAUACCCGCCUCCAGCACGAAAAUCAUCAUAUCAUGGCUGCCCCCGGACCUCCCCAAUGGUGACAUCACGGGCUACACCUUUUACAUGUCCAUGCUGGAAGGUGGCCGAGAGGAGGGCACCCACAAGAGACUGCUAGGACCCUAUGUGGAAAUGCACGAGACGGUCCGCACCCAGGAGUCGGCCACGUACCAGUUCUGGCUCACCGCCUCCACGAAGAUGGGCGAGGGCGAGAAGACGCAGGUGGUGACAGUGCCCCCAAACAACAAGGUGCCCGCUCGCAUUGUGUCCUUCAGCCAGAGGAUUGUCACGCCCUGGAAGGAGCACCUGGAGCUGCCAUGUCGCAAGGUGGGGGCCCCGGCGCCGGUGACAAUCUGGCGACAGGAUGGCCACAACAUGGAGACGAGUGCUCGGAAGACCAUUGCCAAGAACGGGACACUCUACAUGAAGGAGUGCCAGGCGAGUGAUGCGGGCAACUACACGUGCAGCGUGGAGAACACCUGGGGCAAGGACGAGAUAGUGUACAACAUUGUGGUGAAGGUGCCACCCGAGGCACCCAAUUUGACGGUGAUCAACGCCUACACGGACAGCCUGCACCUGGAGUGGAUGGACAACAGCCAUGGGGGCAGUCCCAUACUAGGCUACGUGAUCAACUACAAGCGGGACAACGGCGACUGGGAGGAGCUGCAGGUGGAUGCCAAGACCAAUUCCCAUCUGCUCAGCAAUCUCUGGUGCGGCACCCGCUACCAGCUCUACAUUACAGCAUAUAAUAAGAUCGGCACCGGGCUGCCCUGCGACAUUGUCAACUCUUACACCAAAGGCAAUCCACCCGUACAGCCGAAGCACUCGCAAAUGAUCACCAACAACUCUACAAGCGUGACCUGCUGGCUGGACUCCUGGGGGGAUGGUGGCUGUGGCAUCCUCUACUUCAUGAUCGAAUCGCGUGUCUAUGGUAGAUCUUCUUGGAAUGUGGUAUCCAAUCAUAUCCCUCCCACGGAAAGAAUCUACACGGUCAGCGACCUAAUUCCCGGUACGAAAUAUCAGCUGAAGGUGACGGCCCACAAUAAUGCGGGAUCCACGACAGCCAUUUACAACUUUACCACGCUCUCCCCUCAAGGAGUUCUCUACAACAACGAUCACUCCACACCUGUCUCCCACCUGAGCGAUCUGCCAUUCUAUGCGAACUUCAAGCUGCUGCUUCCCAUCUGCGUCUCCCUGCUUAUGCUGCUGGCCCUCAUCGGAGCUGCUUUGUUUCUUCGCAAGAGAAAACUCAACAACCAGGCCCGCCUGGCCAGCUCUUCUAUGUCAGAGUCCCCAUCGCUGGCCAACCUACAGAACAAACAGAACCGAGAUCAGCAGUAUCUGGCAGUGCGUUGCAAUCCGGGCCCUUCGCAGCCCCGUGGCUCCAACUCCAACGAUUCGGGCAGCUUUGGCAAGGCGGAGGGCAACGAGUACAUCGAAGAUAUCUGUCCCUAUGCCACUUUCCAGCUGAACAAACAGACCUACAGUGAGAGCUCGUACAGCGGCAAUGUCUACAGCGGUCCGUACCAUUCCGUGCGCGGAUCCUUUGUCUACCACGAUGUCAAGCCGGAGAGCUAUCAUUCCAAGGAGCCGGAGUACACAAAGGUGCGCCGAAAAGUGGGCCGCCUCCGAGAUCCCCAUUCGGAGAGUCAAGAAUCGGACAAUCCAGGUUCCACAGAUUCCGAAGUUAGGAAAAUCCUAACGCUUCACAUACCAAUUACAGAAUAUGACACACUCGGCUCCGAGUCCGACAAUGAUGUGUCUGCACGCGCUCUAAACUCGGCCAAGUAUCGCGCCCAACGCGAUACCCAAGAUGAGACCUCAUCCUCAUCGGAGACCACACCCACAAGCAUGACCCGGAAGUCAAAGCCUCCGUUUGCAGCCCGAAAGCCGGGAAAGCCCGGCACCAGCGGCAAGCGACACGUGCGAAGUUCCAGCGGCUAUUCGAGCCACAAUGAAGAAACUACUUUUAGCAUAUCCAACUAUCCACCAAACUAUCAGGACCACAUAAAUCCACCAGCUCGUUUUUCGGAUGCCAACGAGAAAUCAAAGACACAGACGUCGCCACGUAUGCGUGCCAAUCAGAAACUACAGCGGGAAGCCUUCCAGAUCAAUGUCUAAGGCCCUAAAGAAUGAAUGGAUCUAGUUUUAGA
Drosophila persimilis is the source of this 5789-nucleotide messenger RNA. RefSeq names its product Down syndrome cell adhesion molecule-like protein Dscam2 (gene Dscam4). The transcript has 30 exons. Gene Ontology annotation, cellular component: axon; plasma membrane. The record is from RefSeq and is a predicted model, not a curated record. Bases 172 to 5757 code for a protein of 1861 amino acids. NCBI's taxonomy places the organism in Eukaryota, Metazoa, Arthropoda, Insecta, Diptera, Drosophilidae. Gene Ontology annotation, biological process: cell-cell adhesion; axon guidance. Gene Ontology annotation, molecular function: protein binding.